CAUGUAGCUUUGCAAUAAGGACAAAGGGCAGUCAGAUGGUCAUUUUCGCAAAAUAAAGAAACAACAGAACUUCGACGCAAACCAGAGCUUUAUUUGAGCUAUAGCUGUUACUAGAAUCUCCGUGUCUCUUUCUUAUCACAUAAAAAAAAAUCAUUAAAAAAAAAAAAAAAACAUAAUUUCAACUCAAAUCAAUAAUUCAUGUCCUUUGUAUUUGUUUGUUUGUUUGUUUGUUUGGUAUGAGGCCAGACGGUCACAAUCGUGACUGUACAUGAGCCUUUUAUUCUAAGCCUUUAUAUUGACAGGGUGUUUGUGCGGAAGAGACGUCACUUCCUGCUGACAGUGAGCGCGCGCGGCAGGUGUGUGUGAUGAUUUGAGGAGCUCGUCUGUUCAUCCAGCAGCAGCAUCUCUUGACUGACUGUGAUCUGAAGAUGUCUGUGACACUGAACAGUGUGGAGGCGGUCAAGCGCAAGAUUAAAGUUCUGCAGCAGCAGGUGGAUGAAGCGGAGGAGAGAGCUGAAGUCCUGCACAGACAACUGGAGGAUGAGAAGAGAACCAGAGAACAGGCGGAGUCAGAGGUGGCGUCUCUGAGCAGACGUGUUCAUUUGGUGGAGGAGGAGCUGGAUCGAGCUCAGGACAGACUGACCGCAGCACUGCACAAACUAGAGGAGGCUGAGAAAGCUGCAGAUGAGAGCGAGAGGGGAAUGAAGGUGAUUGAGAACAGAGCUCUGAAGGACGAGGAGAAGAUGGAGCUACAGGAUAUCCAGCUAAAGGAGGCCAGAUACAUCGCUGCAGAAGCCGACCGCAAGUAUGACGAGGUGGCUCGUAAGCUGCUGGUGAUGGAGGGGGAUCUGGAGCGGGCCGAGGGGAGAGCACAGCUGGCUGAAGUCACGAAGCAGCGUUUGGAGGAGCAGCUGAGGGGUUAUGACCAAUCACUGAAGACACUGCAGGUGUCUGAAGAGAAGUAUUCACAGAAAGAGGACAAAUAUGAGGAGGAGAUCAAGAUCCUGACCAGCAGACUAAAAGAGGCUGAAACUCGUGCUGAGUUUGCUGAGAGAUCAGUGUCCAAACUGGAGAAAACCAUUGAUGACCUGGAAGAGAGGCUUGCCACAGCCAGAGAAGAGAACAUCAAGAUUCAUGCCACUCUGGAUUCAACACUGCAGGAACUCAACAACUUCUAAGUCUAGAUGUCUGUCCUCUCCUCUCCACAUGCAAACCACACCGUUUCCUCUCUGAUUGUUGUGGGUGACACGAUGAAGCUGGCGCUUUUUUCACAUUGCACUUCACAUUUCUGUCAACUUGACUUUCACUGGCCUAUGUUCCACACGAGUCCUGUUUUGGCUCAAAAAGUAAAACAAGCAAUGCAAAGUUUAUUUGGACUAAUCACGAUGGAAGGGAGGGACAGACCUUGACUGAAUCACUCAAUCUGGACUGUGCCAACACAGUGUUUGACCAGAUUUAUUAUCUGAAGUUUUUGUUUAGCAGGUGUCAUUUUCUUGUAGUUUCUUUCAAUGGUGGUGUUUAGUCAUUUAUUUCUAUUUUUCCUAAAUUAUAUUAGUUGUAUGUGUUAUUUUUAUUUAUUUAUUUGUUUGUGUGGAACAUUUCCCCAAAAAAGGGGCCAUAAAUCCAGUUCUGGACCAACACUGGUCGAUUCUCCCCGCACGCCUGUAACCCCACUGAUGUGAAAUCAUGUUUAAUCCACAGAGGGGUGGUGACAGAGAUGGCGGGUGAUCAGUCAGUCAUAGUGCACUGCCAAAUUAAAGAACUUGGUCAAAUAAAGAGGAAAACACUUUUUUUUUUUUUUUUUUUACUGUCUAAAACCUUUCAAGAGGUCAUAUAAAAUCUGUUCAGUUGCUAAUAGCCUUUUGCAUAGUGGAUAACUUAGUGUUAAAGAUGUAAAUGUUUAUUGACUGUUUCAUUGUAAUAAUUUGACUUUUUUUUUUUUUUU
This is a messenger RNA of Myxocyprinus asiaticus (Chinese sucker), 1945 nucleotides long. RefSeq names its product tropomyosin alpha-4 chain-like. Gene Ontology annotation, cellular component: actin filament. Gene Ontology annotation, biological process: actin filament organization; muscle contraction. Gene Ontology annotation, molecular function: actin filament binding. Bases 429 to 1178 code for a protein of 249 amino acids. The record is from RefSeq and is a predicted model, not a curated record. NCBI's taxonomy places the organism in Eukaryota, Metazoa, Chordata, Actinopteri, Cypriniformes, Catostomidae. The transcript is spliced from 8 exons.